Pristis pectinata (smalltooth sawfish) is the source of this 3930-nucleotide messenger RNA. RefSeq names its product E3 SUMO-protein ligase ZBED1-like. Gene Ontology annotation, molecular function: DNA binding; protein dimerization activity. Bases 121 to 2700 code for a protein of 859 amino acids. The record is from RefSeq and is a predicted model, not a curated record. Lineage: Eukaryota; Metazoa; Chordata; Chondrichthyes; Rhinopristiformes; Pristidae. The transcript is spliced from 6 exons.
CCGAUAUUCAAAUAUCAAGAAAUAAAAAAAUAAUUAAGUUGGAGUCAAUGUAAACCGGGAAACCGGAGAAUCCUUCCUCCAUUCGAUUUAUCAGCUGGUGGGAUCACGUGUUGGAGGGAGAUGCAGGUCGGUGAAGAGGCUUGCGCCCAGCUUGAGGAUGGACUGCUCUUUUGCGAGGAAUGCCGGCUCUAUUUUCGAGAUUCCUGCCCACACCACGGAGCGCCAACGUUUGUGUCGGACAGGAUGGUACCGGAACGGAUGCCCUCCCGGGCGCUGCUCACCCUGCCGGAGGGCCUGGCCAUCAAAGAACGGCCUCAGGGGGGCCUCGGAGUUUGGUGCACACUUCCCGCCAUCCUGCGGGGAUGUAUAUUCGGGCCGUUCGAUGGGGACAUCCUGACGGACAAGAACGAUUGCACUGUGUACUCUUGGGCUUUACGAGAAAAUGGAACCUAUUAUUAUGUGGAUGCUACUGAUGAGUCAAAGGCCAACUGGAUGAGAUACGUGGCUUGUGCUUCAAGCGAAGAGGAGCACAAUCUGACUGUCUUCCAGUACCGCAGUAAGAUCUACUACCGGGUGUGCCAGGUAAUCGAGGCUGGAGCAGAGCUCCUGGUGUGGAUCGGAGAAGAAUAUGCCAGGACACUUGGGCUGAAACUGGGUGAACAUUUUAAGUACGAGUUUGGCGAGAAAGAGUUGUUGAUGAAGUUAUUUCAGGAUCUCCAAACCAAAGUUCCCAAGGAGCUAUCAGGCCACGCUAACCCCCACGACCAGCAUAACUGCAGGGACUUGGUAGCUUCCAUCAUCCAAGCCCACAAGGCUAGCCUCCAGGCUAGCAGCAUCUGCCACGUGAACAGGGAGGGCCCGGGAGGCUUGCUGGAAGGCACGCAGAACCUGGUGAGCCUGGGGCGAGCGCAGAGCCGCUAUUGGACCUUCUUCGGUUUCCAGGGAGACGCCUUGGGCCGCAUCCUGGACAAGACCAAGAUCAUCUGUAAGCUGUGCGGGGUCCGGUUGUCCUACAGCGGCAACACCACCAACCUGAGGCAGCACCUGAUCUACAAGCACAGGCAUGAGUACAACGAGCUGGUGGGAGCUACCUCUGCACCGCCGAAGGGGACGGAGCCGUACCCGCAGGACUUCCUGCCCAGGACCACCGUGGCGGCGGCGGCCCCCAUUGGGAGAACCACCAGGGCGAUCUCGGAGUUCAUUGUGACUGACCUGCUGCCCCUGAAGACCAUUGAGGGGGAGGGCUUUGUCCGGAUGAUGAGUGUGCUGGAGCCCACCUACAAGAUCCCCAGUGUGGCCUUCUUUGCUCAGGCAGUGCUCCAGGACAUGCACACUCAGGCCAAGCUGAGGCUGAUGGACUCCCUGAAGCAGCAGCAGCACUGUGCCAUCAGCAUCGACCUCUGGAAGCACGAGCACAGCCGCUCCUACGUCACGGUCACCGCCCACCACGUGGACGGCACUUUUGACUUCAAGCACUGGGUGCUCUCCACCCGUCCCGUCGCUGAGGAAGCCACGGUGGAGAACGUCAGGGCCGCCCUGUCGGAUAUUGCCAGCGAGUGGGGCAUCAGAGAGCGUGCCUGGUUCUCCGUCAUGGCCGGUGAUGUGGACGUCAGGGUGGCUGCCUCCAAGCUGGGCUGGAAGACCCUGCCCUGCAUCGGACACGCGCUGCAGAACUGUGUCGAGGCGGCCCUGCAGCAGCCCUGCAUCCUCCGUGUGCUGACCCGCUGCAAGCGGCUGGUGGAGAGCGUGUCCACCAACCCAGCGCUGAGUGACAAGCUGGGCUUCGGCAAGCCCUUCCUCAGAUUCCAGUCCAGGGCAUUCCCCAGCGGCAGCACCGAGUGGUACAGCACCUACGGGGUGCUGCAGAGUCUGCAGGACCACCGCCUGUCUCUGGACAGCCUGAGUGAGAGCCAGGGCCAGGGUCUGAGGCCGGAUGACUGGCAGGUGGUGCAAGACAUCGUGGACAUCCUGAAGCCCCUGGCCAUCGCCACAUCCACCUUUGCCAAGGAGCGCUUCUCCAGCCUGUCGCUGGUCAAGCCCGUGGUCACCAGCCUGGUCCACAAGCACCUGGCGGCCAGCGAGAGCGACUCUGAGCUGGCCCGGGAAGUGAAGCAGGCCAUCCGUGCUGACCUUGACCGGUGGUACUCUGACCCGCAGGUCAACCAGGUCCUCAACCUGGCCUGCGCGCUGGACCCCCGCUUCCGGGGCUUGGACUUCCUCGGCCAGGCAGAGAGGGUGGAGACCCUUCACGCCCUUGGGCGUGAGGCAGCACAGCUGGCCCACCGCCAGCCCCGGCUGGGAGCCCGCCUCGGCCCCGAGGGUUCUGCCUCCGGGCCCGCCCCGCCCAAGAAGGCGCGGCCCGACACAGGCAUCGAGUUCCUCCUGGGCGACCUGUGCAGCGUGAGGAGUGCCUCGGGCAACUCGGUCAGCCAGCAGGCUGAGCAGGAGAUCGCCAGCUUCCAGACGGCUGAGGCUUCCUCCCUCUGCCAGGACCCCCUGCAGUGGUGGAAGACCCACCACACCCAGUACCCGCUGCUCGCCACCGCUGCCCGCAAGCUGUUGGCCGUGCCGGCUACCGUGGUGCCCGGCAGCUGGAUCUUCACCGAAGCCGGACAGGGCAUUUAUAGCAAGCGUUCAGCCCUUGCCCCGGAACACGUGGACAUGCUGGUGUUCAUGCACGGAAAUCACAAAGCUGCUUAGACCUCAGGGAGAAGUACGUCACUGGCUGUGCUUCCUCGGCGGGCGGGGGGAGGGGUCUCUGCCGGUUGGGUCCAGGUGGUUGGAGGCAGUGUUGGAGAAGCGCUCUCCAUCUUCGCCUGCUGCACAGCUGAGAAUGCGACACCAGGACUGCGCAGUUCCAGCCAUCCCAGACCAACUUGCCGGUCUGUCACGUGGCUCUUGGUCUGUACCAGCGGCAGUGGCUCCAACUGCGUUCAGUCUGUCUGCCAGCCUGCAUUGGUUCGCCCGAGUGCUGCAUGUAGUCCUGCGUUUCCCCAUGCACAUCAGUAUCCAGGUCUUCACGCAGCUCGUAAACUGUUCUAUCCGUAAUGUCAUGGAGAAUUACAGCAUGGAAACAGGCCCUUCAGCCCACCGUGUCUGUGCCAACCAUCAACUGCCCAUUUACACUAUCCAAUGUUAUCCUACAAUCCACAAUCCAUGGGAAAUUCCCUUGGUUUUUCCUAAUCCAUUUGACCUGUGCAAACCAUCCUGCGUUUCCUAAUCCAGUACAUCAAUGCUGUCUGUCCUGAUUUUCCCAAUCCAGUCCAGCAAUGCUGUCUGUCCUGCAUUUCCUAAUCAACUACAUCAAUGUUGUCUGUCCUGCAUUUUCUAGUCCAGUACAGCAAUGCUGUCCUAUGUUUUCUAAUCCAGUGCAGCGACGCUGUCUGUCCAGUGUGUCCUAAUCCAGUACAACAACAGUCUGUCCAGCGUUUCCAAUCCAGUGCAGCAAGAGCAACGCUGUCUGCCCUGUGCUUCCACAUCCAGUGCAUCGAUACAUGUUGCAUUACUUCAUCUUUUCCCACUGUUCCUCCUGUGUUCCCUCACCAUUAAUACCAGGGCAGGGCUGUUGACAUUCUUUCCUGCCUUGUCGAUUUUGAAGUGGGCCGGACAUCAUCACAAGUGGGACAGUUUAAUAAAUGAGCCACACUGCCUGGAGGUCACGGUCUCUCUGCCUCUGAAGAUCCCGCCACAGGGCUGCUAAUCAUGUCUGUCGCUUGGCUCAGUAACUGAACCUGGCAUUUAAUUUAUUGUAUUUAUUUAUUUAUAUUACUGAUUAAAUGUAUUUAUGUACAGCAGAUUGAACUCAGAAACACAUUGAUAAGUCAGCCCAGGACAAAGGGUCAGUGCAGAAACAGCACACAGCGUUUAACAAUGUGAACUGUGUAAGCACUGUCAGAAAUAAAAAUGCAGAGAGAUAUUCAACAAGCUUAA